AUGAACUACAUUGAUCAUGUAGAUUUUCGAGUGUUGAAUACGGAUGUUUUAGAGGAGAUGGUUAAAAAAUUAGGAUACAAUGAUGGUCUCUUUUUCAGCAUUCAUUACAAGGAACCCUACUGUUCUUUGGAUUUUGGUCUUAGGACAUUAAAAUGUGAUGUUGACUUAGAGCCUAUCUUUGAUCAUGUGCGACAAGGAGUCCACAUGAUAGACAUGUAUGUUGAACACCGGAGGUCAACAAUCUUGAUUGAGUCAAGUGAAGGUCCUGUAGGGCCCUGUAAAGCAAUUGUUCCAGCAACAUUUCUAAUAAAUAAUCAGAAUCAUAGUCUGAAUGAAGAUGAGGAAGAAAUUGAAGAUCAUAAUGAAGAGAGUGAAGAAGGUAUGCAGAAGUUCAGGGCUAAUGUUGAAUUUACUAGGGAAGAACUGGAUGGUUCAAAUGAUGGGGAUCAUGAUGAUGAGACAAGCGAAGAAGGUCAUCUGCCUGUAGACCUGGAGGACUUUGAAAGUGGGUCUGAUGACAAUUCAAGCCUUAGAGAUAAGGUUGCCAGGAAGAAAAGGAGGAGAAACAAGGGUGGUUUAAAAGGACCAAAUGAUCUGCCAUUCUUUGUUGGUCAGCUUAUUGAUGACAAGAAUAAGAUGAAUCAGAUGGUGAAAGAUUAUGCUCUUAAGGGUCUGAUUCCAGCUAUGCUAGCUGUUUUUCCUAAUGGUGAGCAUAGAUUUUGCUUGAGGCACAUCCAUGAGAACAUGAAAUCUAAGUGGCAUGGAUAUCUUUACAAGAAUUUGCUUGGGUCAGCCGGAAGGAAGACAUCUAUUCCAUAUUUUAACAAAGCUAUGGAAGAAAUUAAGACAACAGAACGAGCUAUGUAUGACUGGCUGAAUGAGAUCCCAUACACCGCUUGGUCAAGUGCAUAUUUUUCUGGAAGAGCUAAAUGUGAUAUGUUGCUGAACAACAUAUGUGAGGUUUUUAACAGACAAAUCAUAGGAGCAAGGGACAAGCCGAUUAUCACAUGCCUAGAAUUCAUUAGGGAGUACAUGACCAAGAGGAUAGUGAAUGUCAAGAAAUUGCAAGCAAAGUGUAUGGGGCCACUAACACCUCAUGCCACUGAGGUCUACGAUGAGAUCAAGAAACAGGCUGCUGAAAUGUCUGUUUUAAUGGUUGACUCAGACAAGAAGUGGGAUUUGACAGGGAUGCCUUGCAAACAUGCAGUUGCAGCCAUAUGGGAUAUGUCAAGGAAUAGCAUUGAUGCUGGCAUACCAGAAGAGUGGGUUUCUGAUGUGUAUUGGCUGUCAACAUGGAAGAAAGUUUAUGAGAAUGUGAUAGAGCCAAUCAAUGGGCUGAAUAUGUGGACUCCUUCACAGUGUCCAACAACACUCAUCCCACCAAAGCAUCAUACACGAGUUGGAAGGCCAAAGAAGAAACGAAAGGAGGCAUUUGGUGAAAAAGAGCUUGAGCAGGAGUUCGACAAAGGAGGUAAAAUGACCAGAAAGGGAAGCACCAUCAAGUGUGGUAAAUGUGGGAACAUGGGUCACAAUGUCAGGAGCUGCAAAGGACAAGGGGGUGAACAAGCCACUGCUUCACAGGAAUUACACACUGCCACUCAAGGUGCACUAGUUGACAAUCUUUAUGAGUGA
Messenger RNA from Helianthus annuus (common sunflower), 1632 nucleotides. RefSeq lists its product as uncharacterized. The transcript is spliced from 4 exons. The record is from RefSeq and is a predicted model, not a curated record. The coding region runs from base 1 to 1632 and encodes 543 amino acids. NCBI's taxonomy places the organism in Eukaryota, Viridiplantae, Streptophyta, Magnoliopsida, Asterales, Asteraceae. Gene Ontology annotation, molecular function: nucleic acid binding; zinc ion binding.